This is a messenger RNA of Marchantia polymorpha subsp. ruderalis, 485 nucleotides long. The record is from the annotation of a GenBank genome assembly. NCBI's taxonomy places the organism in Eukaryota, Viridiplantae, Streptophyta, Marchantiopsida, Marchantiales, Marchantiaceae.
AUGCUCGGAAAUCAUUGCAGAAUCCGAUGUGAGCUUUGCAUCUCAUGCUCCAUGAAGUUAGGGCAGUCUCUUGAGUCCAUGGAACUUGAGAUUUCAGCGCAUUUUCGGUGCCAUCGAAAUGUUUUAUGUGUCUUUAACAUGCGGUGCUUCACGUCAUUAGGAUUACAGCUUAUGUCGCCUCAAUGUAUGAAGGUCUACUUCGAGGCUGUACACGAGAUGCCGAAGCUCCGGGGCUUACACAUUCUCCCUCUAAUUUUCCUUUCAUUGCUUGCAUCCAACACUCGAAAUUAGAAAUGCUCACAAUUACAAGAACGCGCUGAACCGGAUCCAGACCUAGGGAAGUGUUGCAUGUUGCCUCGUCCAGCAUAUCAAAUUUUCCAAAGACUUAGAGAACGAAGCACCACGAUAAGCAUCAACUUAUUUGGUGCCGACAUCGACUGACCAUGUGUUGAUGUGUCGAAUUUGAAUAUUAGAGGUUGCGCGCA